Molecule: messenger RNA, 1847 nt
Organism: Teleopsis dalmanni
Lineage: Eukaryota; Metazoa; Arthropoda; Insecta; Diptera; Diopsidae
Exons: 2
Coding region: 126-1757 (543 amino acids)
Molecular function (GO): RNA binding
Source: RefSeq, a predicted model, not a curated record
UAUCGUCACCUAAAAAAAUUGAACAUCUAAUUAUCCUUUCGGUUACCAGAGAUUUUUGGAGGAAGCCUAAUAAAAACCACUGUUUCUUGUGUAUUGCAAAAAUUGAACUUUUAUUUUAUUCAAAAAUGAGUAACUUCCUGAAAAUGACUGCUUCAACAUAUUUUACUGAAGAAAUGGUAUAUAAAGCCUUCAUGCAAUAUUACGAAAGACCAUUACGUGUUCAUUUGGUGGAGAAGAAGGAUGAUGCACUUAUAUAUUUAGUAGAGUUCCCAAAUAUAAAUGAAGCAAGACGGGUUUACAAAAAAUUGAAUAAAAGAGUUAUUGAGGGAGUAAUCCCCUACAGAUUCUUCACGUUCGAAACAGCUAUGAAAACACAAUUGCUUAAACCAAGAAAACUCUAUCCAGAAUACAGUAAUUAUUCCACUUCUUCUAGAAAUCACAACACUGUUGAGUUUGGAGAAGGUAUAAGUAUAAGUACUUCAUUAAUUGACAUCUUAAAUGAAGACUUAUCCAAGCCGUCCAUGAGGGCUUCCAUUAUACCACAAGAAAACUCAGACAGUCCAACAAGUUAUUCGGUCCUAAAUUUUGUUGAACAUAAAUCUUAUCAGAUAUUUGUGCAUCUGGGAUGCUCAGUUACACAGGUCGAAGUAUACUCAGUUUUUGCGAAAUUAUUUCCAACCUGUAUUUCGGCUAGAGUAAUUUGUGACAGAUGCGGAUGUAGUAAAAAUUUUGGAUUUGUUGAAUUCAACAGCAAAACUGAUCAACAACGUGCACUUCAAAUAAGAGAUGGACAAAUUCGAAUACGAGGUGAGAGUGUUAUUGUUCGUGAAGCGUAUUCGACAACAUAUAAGCGUAGAAAUUACAUUUAUAAUCAAAAAAAUACCGGAGUUCGAAAGACUGACGAAUGUCAAGUAUAUGAAGACCAACCACCAAGUAACUCUAAUUCAAGAAACACCAUCAAGAAUAUAUCAUUUCAUCCGAUAAACAAUUCCAGUGAGAAGUUGGGAACAUGUAAAGAGCAACCCACUACUUCUUUGGAUAUAUCUUCUAAUACACCUGCUGCUUCUGUUCUCUUUUUUAAGGGAUUUACAAAAGGUGAUGAACAAACCAAUAACUUUGAAUCCAAAUUUGUCGCAUUGAAAGCAUCAUCCAAUGAGCAUUUAAGUCAGAGCUGUGAUAUGAUCAAUGAUUGUAAUACCGCCGAAAACAUUUUAAAUAUAAAUAAACGGUCAUUUAUAAGCGUUAAUGGAGAGGUUGAAACUGAAAACCCUGAUAAUCACCUUACGGUUAAUCUACUUAGCCAUGAAAAUAUUCAUACGGAGGAAGUAAUACCCAUCAUAUACCAGUCCAAACAGUUCCCUAUUGAGAACAUAAGAACAAAUAGUAAUUCUAAUCUUGAAGAGGGUGUUUUCAAAACGAAUUCGGUAUUGGAAACUACUUUUAAUAAAAACGAAUCAGAAUUAAAUGUGAAUGUUAAUGAUAUAUUCGAAAAUAUUGCAACUAUGAACGAUAAAUCCAAUCUUCGACAGUGCAGCUUGGUUGAUACAAUAGAAGUUAACAAGGAAGCAUUAAUUGAUGAAGAGAAUAACUUAACAAAUGAAGAGUUUCCAACUACAACUGCACCUAAUCCUAUCCAAUAUGGAAAUCAAGUUGAGGUGAGGAAUGGGAUGGGACUCGUUCGUUCUGUUGCCUGGUUUCUAAUGGGUGUGUUCCUACUGAGUUCAAUUAUUACGUCAACUUUCUGUAAUAGUCCAUAAACUUAAAGGCUUUUUUUCUCAUAUAUUUUUUUAGCAAAUUUAAGAAAAAUUUUUGAAAAGUAAGUUAAUACGAUGGACAUCAAAUAUCGA